Molecule: messenger RNA, 987 nt
Organism: Nannospalax galili (Upper Galilee mountains blind mole rat)
Lineage: Eukaryota; Metazoa; Chordata; Mammalia; Rodentia; Spalacidae
Product: olfactory receptor 1094-like
Exons: 1
Coding region: 1-987 (328 amino acids)
Biological process (GO): sensory perception of smell; G protein-coupled receptor signaling pathway
Cellular component (GO): membrane
Molecular function (GO): G protein-coupled receptor activity; olfactory receptor activity; odorant binding
Source: RefSeq, a predicted model, not a curated record
AUGUCAAGGAAUCCACCAGAUAAUAAUGCAUACAGGAUUCAAGUGAGCAAUGUGACUGCAGUCACUGAGUUUAUACUAACAGGCUUCACAGAUGAUGCGGACCUGCAAGUCUUCCUAUUUGUGUUAUUUCUUGCCGUCUACCUUUUUACUCUGACAGGAAAUUUGGGAUUAGUUUUACUGGUCAUUGUGGAUUCUCGGCUCCACAACCCCAUGUACUAUUUUCUAAGUGUUUUAUCAUUCUUAGAUGCCUGCUACUCUACAGCUGUCACUCCAAAGAUGUUAGUCAAUUUCCUUGCAAAGAAUAAAUCCAUCUCAUAUCCCGGAUGUGUGACUGAAAUGUUCCUUUUUGUCACUUUUGGAACGACAGAAAGCUUUCUGCUGGCGGCAAUGGCUUACGAUCGCUAUGUGGCCAUCUACAACCCACUUUUGUACUUAGUGAGCAUGUCACCCAGAGUCUACAUACCACUCAUCAUGGCUUCAUAUACUGGUGGAAUUCUGCAUGCUGUGAUACACACAGUGGCCACUUUCAGCCUUUCUUUCUGUGGAUCCAAUGAAGUUAAGCAUGUCUUCUGUGAUAUUCCCCCGUUGCUUGCUAUUUCUUGUUCCGACACCCACAUCAACCAGCUUCUUCUCUUCUACUGUGUGGGCUGUGUUGAGAUCGUUACCAUCUUGAUUGUCCUAGUUUCCUAUAGUUUCAUUCUCUUUGCCAUUCUGAAGAUGCGAUCUGCGGAAGGAAGGAAAAAAGUCUUCUCUACAUGUGGCUCUCACCUUACUGGAGUGUCAAUUUAUCACGGGACAAUCCUCUUCAUGUAUGUGAGACCAAGUUCCAACUAUACCUUGGAGCAUGACAUGAUAGUGUCAACAUUUUACACCAUUGUGAUUCCCAUGCUGAAUCCUCUCAUCUACAGUUUGAGAAACAAAGAUGUCAAAGAGGCAGUGAGAAAGUUAUUUAACAGAAAUUGGUUGAUUAACAAAAUGCGCUUUUAA